AUGAAAACAGUAGCUAUUAUUGGUGGUGGUGUAAGCGGUUUAAUUUGUAUUAAAUGUUGUUUGGAUGGUGGUCUAACACCAGUAUGUUAUGAAAUGACUAAUGAUAUUGGUGGACUUUGGAAUUAUGAUGCCAAUGCAGUAGAUGGCAAAGCAAGCGUUAUGAAAUCUACAGUAAUUAAUACAUCGAAAGAAUUUAUGGCAUUUAGUGAUUAUCCACCACCAAUUGAAUAUCCAAAUUAUAUGCAUAAUACGAAAUUAUUAUCAUAUUUUCGAAUGUAUGCAGAAAAAUUUAAUUUAAAAGGCUAUAUUCGUUUUCGACGACGUGUUACUCGUAUUCAACCUGCUGUUGAUUAUGAACAAACAGGUUGUUGGAUGAUAUUCAGUGUUGAUGCAGAAGAGGAAUCUAAUGAAAUAUGCGAAAAAUAUGAUACAGUUAUGUUAGCAACUGGACAUCAUGCACAUCCAAGAUGGGUUGAUUUUCCGGGCUUAGAUAAUUUUAAAGGUCAAAAAUUACAUAGUUGGCAAUAUAAAACUCCUCAUGGUUUUGAAGAUAAAACUGUAGUUGUUAUUGGUAUUGGCAAUUCUGGAGCAGAUAUGGUUGUAGAAUUAGGUCGUUUUGCCAAACAGGUUUAUCUAAGUACUCGCCGUGGUACAUGGGUUUUGAAUCGUGUUGGACCUAAUGGUUGGCCAUUAGAUAUGUAUGCAACAAAUUCAAUGACUGCAGCAAUUCAGAAUUAUUUUCCAUCGUUAACAAAUUGGAUGUUGGAAAGAGAAUUAAGUAAAAGAUUUAAUCAUGAAUUAUAUAAUCUUAAACCUAAUCAUCGUCCUUUACAACAACAUACAUGUUUAAAUGAUGAUUUACCUAAUCGAAUCAUAUGUGGUGCUGUAAUAGUUAAACCAAAUAUAAAAGAAUUUACAGCUGAUGGUCAUGGUGUCAUAUUUACUGAUGGUACAAAAAUUGAUCAUGUCGAUUGUAUACUUAUGGCAACAGGUUUUAGUAUUGUAUUUCCAUAUUUAGAUGAAAAAAUUCUUACUGUUCAAGACAACAAAAUUCGACUUUAUAAAUAUGUUUGGCCAUCUCAUAUGACUCAUCCAACACUUGCUGUUAUGGGUCUUAUUCAACCAUUAGGUGCAAUUAAUCCUAUAACAGAACUUCAAGCACGUUGGGCUAUUCGAGUAUUUAAAGGCGAAUUAAAACUGCCAUCACGUCUCAUGAUGGAUGAAGAUAUCGAUGAGAAAAUUCAUCGAAUGGCGGAAAGAUAUGUUUCAUCACCUCGACAUACUGUUGAAGUUGAUUAUGUAGAUUAUUGUGAUGAAAUAGCUGAUCAAGUUGGUUGUCGACCAGGUAUAUUCAAGUUUUUAUUGAAUGAUUUUAAACUUGGUUGGAGUUUAUUAUCGGGAGCGUUUACACCUUAUCGAUAUCGUUUGCAAGGUCCAAAUCAAUGGGAAGGUGCUCGAGAUGCCAUCUUAACACAAAAUGAAAGAGUCGAAUAUCCUCUAUGUGCUGGACGCAAUAAACAACAAGGAAAAUUUCAACUUGAAUGGGCACCAAUGUUUUCUAUUAUAUGUUUUCUACUGUUAUCUAUUAUUUUAUAUCAAGUUUUUCUAUAA
Molecule: messenger RNA, 1611 nt
Organism: Adineta steineri
Lineage: Eukaryota; Metazoa; Rotifera; Eurotatoria; Adinetida; Adinetidae
Source: the annotation of a GenBank genome assembly